AUGUUUAUGUUCUUUACUGCUGCAGAUGGCGAAAUCAGCUAUGAUUAUGAGGGAAAUACCGUCAACAAGCAACUACUUUUACUGCUUGACAUCCUUGAAAAGAAGUUACCUUGCCCUAUGACGGAAUAUAUUAACCUCCUUUACUUUGCCACCAGAAACAACUUCGAUGACUGUUGCCUCACUAUUAUGAGAAAGUUGUCUACUUUGACCGAUAAAUUCACCAAUGAGGCCUUGCUGGACAAGACUAGAGAUGAUGAAUUUAUGGCCAUCGUGUCUUCUGCACUAAAAUUCGGGGAUUAUGAUGGUGCAGCAACCAAACUUAUGAGAUAUCUCAAAGUUAAACAUCCAUUCGAUGAUUUUGGUAGGGGCGAAUGGAUUUCUUAUUUGCAGUACACGGCGUACCAAACUGCCGAAUCUUAUGGCUGUAUCGAACUUUGCAAACUUAUUGAAGAGGUGAAUGGGAAAUUAGACUCAGAGUACCACAGAGACUACCGGCUUAAUGAUACAGAGACAUACAACUGCAUACUAGAGUCAUUAUGCUAUUCAAACAAGUCUUCCGACUUUAUUGAGUCCUUUUCACAAGAAUUCGAUAGAAUGUACGAACUCACUCGAGAUGCAAGAUCAUUUUCUAUCUUGAUACGACACUAUCUUCAAUCAGGAGACGUUAAAGCAGCUGUAAACUCAUUUGAAACAUCGUUGGAAGAAGCCGUGGCAUGGGACGAUGAUUAUGGGGGAAUAUAUAUCCCUGUGUUGUUUCACUUACUUGCCGAUUACUUUGACAAGACCUCUGACGACCUAUACUAUAAGACCCAAGUUUACAAGAAGAUCAAGGCUUUUGAAUAUCCUCUAGACAAAAACGCUCUUCAUGCAAUGGUGAAACAAUUUCUCAAGGGAAACUUUGUUGGUGAUGCGAUGGAGAUUUUUGAAAGGGAGGUUCCAAGCUUGAAGAAUACCAAGGAUAGAUAUGAUAUCAGCGACUACCCCAGAUUGAUUGAGUUAUAUUAUCGGUAUGCUGUUACAAACUGUGAAGAUUUGAAAAGCAACUGGCUUCUUUACGAAUUUCUGGAGAAAUUCUUUUCUCUACCCUAUGAAUUCUAUCCUGCGCUCCUUAAGUACUGGAUAGACGUGGGAUAUCCCUCGAGAGCACUAAAAAUAUAUGCAGAUAUGAAGCAGCUCAGCAAAGAAAAUAAACUGCCACCACCAAGAGAAGAAAUAUACAUCUAUCUUUUACAAUCCUUCAGCAGAUUUCAAUAUGAAGAUGGGAUUUCGAAACUUCAGUUGGCCGUGAAAAUGGAUCUCUCUCUAAAUAUGGAUAUAAAAUUGCUGAACGCACUGAUGGGUGCAUUAUGCUCUAUAGAAGACUCUUUCCGCGUUCGUGAUAUGUUUAACCAGGCUCAGGCGUUGCCUGCCAGAUAUGGUCUGAACCAGGAGAGCUGUUACUGGGCAUUGAAAUCGUUGAAGUUUGCAUCUUUGAACGAAGUGAAUAACUUUUAUCUCAACUUAUCACAGUUUGAGAUUCUUCCGGAUGCUAAUAUCUUUGGUGAGUACCUAAUUGCCCAUUGCUAUUACGAGCAAUACGGUACAGCUCUUGAAAAACUUAUCGAUACUUAUGAAAACGGUGACCUAGAUUUGAUAGACCGAAAUGUUUUGAGGAAUUUCCAUAACUUCUGCUUGAACGACAGAGUACGUCACAAACUAGACGAUUUCGCAACGGAAAAGUUAUCACAACUUUGGAAAGAUUUAAAGCAAAGUGGUGAGCUACUCGAGGACACUUUAAAACAGCCUUCUCUAUUAGACAAUCCGUACCAAGAGAUUGAGCUCAAAAUUAGAUGA
Brettanomyces nanus is the source of this 1833-nucleotide messenger RNA. RefSeq lists its product as uncharacterized. Lineage: Eukaryota; Fungi; Ascomycota; Pichiomycetes; Pichiales; Pichiaceae. The coding region runs from base 1 to 1833 and encodes 610 amino acids. The transcript is spliced from 2 exons. The record is from RefSeq and is a predicted model, not a curated record. Gene Ontology annotation, molecular function: protein binding.